CUCCAACUAGUGCUACCACCAUUGACACCGGGUAUCCGACAAUUUACAGCAUGGACCCCUUCGAAGUGCGGAUGAAUUUUCUGAGCCUCCUGCGUCGUCUGAAUGCUUCUCAACAGUCAAUACAGAAAGUCGUUACCUUUGCUGUCAAAAACCAUUCUCAGUGCGGGGAAGACCUCUGGGAUUGUAUAGUUGAAGAAUGUCAGAAGGGAACCAUUAACGCACGAAUUAAUAUCCUCUAUUUUCUCGAUGCACUUUGCGAGACAUGUCUUUUACUCAAAACAAAUUCGCUGGGCACUACUUCGAACACGAAUAUGUACGUGGAUUAUGUAUCGAGAGAUCUUCCGAAGAUCGUGGAGAAUGUUGUGCCGCCAGGAAGAGAAGGAUUGCCCAAUCUUGUUAGCACAAGGCAGAUCCUCGAGAACUGGCGUAGUAAACGUGUUAUCGACCCCCAAGUCAUCGACUCGGUAAUUUCUACCCUCGAAAUCCGACAAGCCGAAACCCAGGACGACCUUCCAGAGCCAGAAAAUGACGCCCCUACCGUCUCCCGAACCCAAAAAACAUCUCAACUUCCUCGACAAGAAGUUUUCAGGCGAAUAGAAGAGGAUAGAGAACGGCACAAACGUUUACGAGAACGCCGUUGGGUCCAGCCUACAGCAAUGACACAACAACAGCAUAACCCAGGAUUGACAUCUUUUCUGCCAUUGGAUAACGGCAUUGGCGAUGAAACCGGACCUCCAAUAGAUAUCGAGUUUGAUAACGAUUGGGAGACUUUGAGUGACUGGAAUGAGGAUGACGACGAGGCAUGUGCGGAAGAGAAUGCGUUAUGUUUUACGCCGCAGGAUCUAGCCGAGAGGAGGAGAAGGAUAGGUUUAUCGUAGUGUAUCGACCAGGCGGCCGGGCUUCUUGUGCUGUUGUUAUGGAUAGCUGUCAUGAAUACCAAAAUCUAGUCAAAGCUGAUAUUUGACGCCAUUGCAUUUCGAUAGGCGCCUUUACCUCAACAGCGAAAAACGCGACAGACUUCACCAGUGUUGCUCGGACACAUUGUCCAGGGACAGAAUGUGUGUCCCGUGGACAGCGUGUCCGACAAAUCAGUGGCGGACACAUUUGUUGUCUGUGUAGCGGACACAGGAAAAACAGUGGGCCGGUCGCGGUCCGCCUACCC
Marasmius oreades (fairy-ring Marasmius) is the source of this 1162-nucleotide messenger RNA. RefSeq lists its product as uncharacterized. Gene Ontology annotation, biological process: positive regulation of transcription by RNA polymerase I; positive regulation of DNA-templated transcription, elongation. Lineage: Eukaryota; Fungi; Basidiomycota; Agaricomycetes; Agaricales; Marasmiaceae. The coding region runs from base 51 to 878 and encodes 275 amino acids. Gene Ontology annotation, cellular component: CTDK-1 complex. The record is from RefSeq and is a predicted model, not a curated record. The transcript has 5 exons.